AUGUCACCUUCACCCAUCGGAAACUCAAUCCCCAUCGACGUCUCCCUUCUCGAGGAUAUCGAACACUCCACUCUCCAGCUCUCUGCCCAGCUGGACGCGCUCCUCUCCAGCCUACAGUCGCAACUGCAGCAGGCCGCAUCGGCAACACUGGGAUCGGCCAAGGUUUACGAGUCAAGCCUGGUCGGCGGUGUCUGUGGACAGGUCGAAGCUUGCGUCGAGCAGACCACUGACUUGAUCAGCCGGUGCGACGAAAUGGACAAGGAUAUGGCCUCCAUCGUUGAUAUCGCCUUUCAAAUGUGA
Messenger RNA from Linnemannia hyalina, 300 nucleotides. NCBI's taxonomy places the organism in Eukaryota, Fungi, Mortierellomycota, Mortierellomycetes, Mortierellales, Mortierellaceae. The record is from the annotation of a GenBank genome assembly.